CGGGAAUCUAACGGACACUCAUAGCUAUUAGAGACAUCGGCAAAUCAAUGAAAUGACUGGGAAAACGCGGGCUUUUGGGAAACCUGAAGGAGUUUCUGUCUUGGAAAAGCUGUAUUUUGAGUUGGCGUCGCUAAAUGCAAUCUUGCAUCAGUUUUUGGGUAGCUGUGAGGGUACAGGACGACAUUCAUAUAGCCUUUCGAAUAGUCUGUACUACGAUUGUGCUGAAUGCCGAUUUGUGAAAGACAGCGACAGCUCAGAGUACCAGAAGCUGGUGAAAUGCACAGUAGUGGCACAUUCUGACAGGAAAUUACCGCCAGUAGAGAAUACUAGCCGUUUCUACAGCAGAGAUGGUGAAAUAGUCGUAACGGAUGAGAUGACUGUGUUGGAUUAUGCUAUUUCGAUAAUUUUGAAACGCAACAGACCAUCUCAGAAUGUAAUCACUCAAGGUUUUUUUAAGGAUUCACGGGACUGUAGUGAUCUUGGAUUACAAGGGUUUAGUGUCUACUACCCCAACACAUUGCUGACUGUGAUGAAGACGACAAUAUUCAGGAUUCUUUUGUCAAGGUUAUUAACUUAAUCUUAUAGAAUACUUGCAUGGAUUUUAUCUCUUCAGUGAUUUAUGAUUGUAAAUGACUAUAUUUGAAGGAAAUAUUAUUUUCACAA
This is a messenger RNA of Corticium candelabrum, 663 nucleotides long. RefSeq lists its product as uncharacterized. The transcript is spliced from 4 exons. The coding region runs from base 53 to 577 and encodes 174 amino acids. NCBI's taxonomy places the organism in Eukaryota, Metazoa, Porifera, Homoscleromorpha, Homosclerophorida, Plakinidae. The record is from RefSeq and is a predicted model, not a curated record.